UCCCUCUUUACUUGCUUUACGCUAAGGAUGCCGGCUCCCAGAGCCUACCACCAGCGAAGCAUGCCUAUGAUUUAAUCCACCUAAUUCCCUUUCAGUACUCGAUUGAAGGGGGGCAGGAGAAGAGGCGGAUAGAGGAGAUCGAUGGAGCACAACGGGAGUGGCGACGCCUGCCCGGCCCAGGCGUUCCGCUACAAUGAGACGCUAUGCGCGUGCAACCCUGGGCGGUACCUGGUCAACGGCAGCUGUGCUAUGUUCGACACGGGCGGGGAGUGGGUUGUGAGCUCUGGAGUUUCGCCGUCCACCAGCUUCCUCACGACGGCGCUACCCGUCGAUUCCAUUACACGCUUCACCCAAUCACAGGCUGUUCUGUUGGAGGCCACCCUCGUCCUCCUUCUCAUAUGGCUCGUCUUCUGCUUCGCCCUGCGCUUCGCCAGGUUCGAUGGCCGGUCCUUCUGGUCCCUUCUCCGCUGGUGGAUCAGCCGCUUUGACAUGUUCUACGCCACCAACCACUGGCUGGAUGACAACAAGGUGGUUAUUAAGAGGAAAACAGAGCUGGGUGGGACAUUUUCUAUAGCAAGCUGGAUAUUGUUCCUUGGUCUUUUAUCUGCGUUGCUGUAUCAGAUAAUUACGAAAAGGAACAUUGAAGUGCAUAGAAUCAGACCUGCAAAUGCUCCGGAUUUGCUUUCUUUUGUUAAUGACUUGGAAUUUAACAUAACAACAAUUUCUAGCAUGAGCUGUUCCAAUUUCCGUGGCCCUGAUUCCCUGUUGGUUGGAACUCCUGGCUUCAUUGACUACAGAGUUUUACCUUUGUCUGUCCAUCAUAUUCAAUAUAAUUGCCAAAAUACUAGUAGUGGUCCUUCUCUGUCUAUUAAGUGUAACAACUGCCCCAUUCCUCGAAGAGAUUACUAUAUUUCAUGGCAGUUCAUUGACCUCCCAAAUCAUCCUGCCACUGCUGUUGGUUUCCAGUUCAACCUAUCAGCAAAAGAUCAUUCUAAUAAUAGGCAUGUUAGCUUUGUCAGUGGAGCAAUGACGUCGGACAAUUAUACAAUUGAUGAACCCAAAACAUUCAGAGGAUCAGAAGUGAACAUAUUGAAGAUUCAUUUGUUUCCUAUGGCAUAUAACAAAUUGAACAAUUUAAAACUCAUUCAGCCUGUAUUUCACGACUUCAUCUCUGGAUCAUCUUUUUCUGUGGCCUCGGAUCUCCAAGCAUCUCUUGGAACUUCGAAGGAUGGUUUAGUCAAUACCACACUUUAUAUCAGUUCUCUCUCUGAUUACAUUGUGGAGAUUAGCAAUGAAAAUAUGAUAGGCAUUGUGGGAUUCUUUGCGGAUGUUGGAGGCCUUUAUAUUUUUAGUCUCAUAGUUUUCCUUUGUUUGUUAAUACAGUGUGAGGCUCGAAUAAAAAAACUUCACUACGAGGAUGUGGCCAUGAGAGAUAUUCUUAGACAAAGACGUGCACAGAAGAACUGGGACAAGCUGAGGAAGUUUGUUAUGUACACAUGGAGUUCUAACAACAUUGUCAUGGAUAGCAACAAGUCUGAGAGACACGACAGUUUGACGUCUAAUUCUUCCCGUGGGAUACAAGCAUUACAUAUGAAAAAGCAACCAAGUAGAAAUUUCACAUGCUCUGAGACCUAAUCAAACUGUUCCUCCUUGAGAACAUAAACAUACGUGACAAGUUUUCAAAACAUAUUAAAUAUAUGUAAGUCUGAACAUGGUCUUCAUUCACAGCUGAACCCAAUGUUUAAGAACGGAUUUACCUUAGAAAAGCCAUCGUGCAAUUUGAUUGUAAAUGACCUACUAAUCUUUGGUUGUGCUGCAUUGUCGGAGAUACGGUUUUGGGAAAUUGAAAUGCUGUGUAGUAUGUUUCAUGACUGGGAGACGCUUGAUCUUGUAUAAUUUCAUCAGGAUGGUGAAUGGUCUGUAACGAUUAGUUGUAGUAUAGCAAUGUUGUUUAUUAUAUAAUGCUCUUUCAUUGGACCAAAUGUGGGUAUCCUACGGCAGCCAGAAGUUGCUAUGGGUGUUGGUAUCACCUGUUUGCAGCAGAGCAUAGGAGGCAAGUUAGAGAUGAGAUGGGCCUGUAUCAUUCAAUUGAUUCUUUUUUUAUGUAAUAUAAUGUGUAAUGUAAUACUGAUUACUCCUGUAUGUGAACUAAUAAUGUUCAGUUUUAAAUA
This is a messenger RNA of Zingiber officinale, 2171 nucleotides long. RefSeq lists its product as uncharacterized. Bases 142 to 1635 code for a protein of 497 amino acids. The record is from RefSeq and is a predicted model, not a curated record. Lineage: Eukaryota; Viridiplantae; Streptophyta; Magnoliopsida; Zingiberales; Zingiberaceae. The transcript is spliced from 7 exons.